AUGAAACACUAUAGAGAUUCUGUUAGUCCAGAAGUUAGAUAAUUCAUUCAAUAAUUCCAGAACUGUUAGAAAGAGUAUAAAAAAGACAAAUAGACUACUACUGAGGAGAGCAAUUCUUCAAUAAUUGAUGAAAGAUAAGAUGAAAUAAAUACUAAGGAAGUGUUCCUAAAAUUACCGAAUGAAGAAGUACAGGAAAAUAGAUAACCUUAUUUAAAAAUAUCAAAGACUCCAACUAUUUAUUCAAACAACAAUUCACUUUCUAGUAUUGAUUAAGAUAGAUAUGUUGACAUCAUAGUGUAAAAAGUUAUUGAAGAAAUUGAAAAGAAAAAUAAUAAUAAUAAUAGUAAAAGAUAACCUAUGUUAAGCAUAUAAUAAAAUACAGUUCAAGUUAAGAUAACUCCUAAAAGUGAUUUUGAUUAUUUUGAUGAUGAUUCAUUCAUUCGUCAGAUGUAUUAUUUAAUAUAUUGAUUAGUCAAUAAACUUUAAUUAAUACACAUUAUACUCCAAAGAAAGUUCAUAAUUUUGAUAGCUUUGAUUAGAGAUAAAAACAAUUCUAAAUUUAACGAGUAUAGAAAUUGCAGAAGUAAAGAGAAGCUCAAUAACUCACCAAAUUAGUAGAUGAAUUCAAGUGUUACUUAAUUAGAACAAGAAAGACUGGAGGACUUUGA
Messenger RNA from Paramecium pentaurelia, 668 nucleotides. The record is from the annotation of a GenBank genome assembly. Lineage: Eukaryota; Ciliophora; Oligohymenophorea; Peniculida; Parameciidae.